Molecule: messenger RNA, 2202 nt
Organism: Colletotrichum spaethianum
Lineage: Eukaryota; Fungi; Ascomycota; Sordariomycetes; Glomerellales; Glomerellaceae
Product: dihydroxyacetone synthase
Exons: 3
Coding region: 1-2202 (733 amino acids)
Biological process (GO): pentose-phosphate shunt
Cellular component (GO): cytosol
Molecular function (GO): transketolase activity
Source: RefSeq, a predicted model, not a curated record
AUGGCGCCUAGUGCAGUCCUUGCUGAGCCCGUCCCCCAAGACGUCGUGCCCGCCAAGUCUCUUAAUGGCACAAGCAACACCAGCCACUUUCAGCUCACAGAAGCUGAAAAGAAGGAGGUUGACUUCGUUCUCCGCACAUUCCGCUGUCUCAUUGCCGACUUGUGUGAGCAGUACAAGGGUGGUCACCCGGGUGGUGCCAUGGGCAUGGCCGCCAUUGGAACUUCCCUCUGGAAAUACGUUAUGAAGUACUCUCCCAAAAACCCCAAUUACUUCAACAGAGACCGCUUCGUCUUGUCCAACGGCCACACAUGUCUGUUUCAGUACACGUUUUUGCACUUGACCGGCUACAAGAAUAUGACACUUGACCAGCUCAAAUCAUAUCACUCGAGCCGCACCGACUCCAUCUGCCCCGGCCACCCCGAGAUCGAGCAUGAGGGUAUCGAAGUGACGACUGGUCCUUUGGGCCAGGGAAUCGCUAAUGCCGUCGGCCUCGCCGUAGCCACCAAGCACUUGGCUGCUACUUACAACCGCCCCAAUUUUCCAGUAGUCAACAACAUGACAUGGUGCAUGAUCGGAGACGCCUGUCUGCAGGAGGGCGUGGCUAUGGAGGCCAUCCAGCUUGCCGGUCACUGGAGGCUCAACAACCUCGUCGUCAUGUACGACAACAACCAAAUCACCUGCGACGGCAGCGUUGACCUCUGCAACACCGAGGACGUCAACGCCAAGAUGCGCGCCUGCGGCUGGAACGUCAUUGAGAUCGAGGACGGCAACUGGGACGUUGAGGCCAUCGUCAGCGCCAUGGACGAGGCUCGCAACAGCAAGGAGAAGCCCACCUUCAUCAACAUUCAUACUGUCAUCGGUAUCGGCAGUGCCGUCGCGGGUGACGCCAAGGCCCACGGUGCCGCAUACGGUGCCGCUGAUGUCGCUAACAUCAAGAGGAACUUUGGCAUGGACCCCGAACAGCACUUUGUGAUUGGUGAUCAGGUCUACAACUACUUCCGUGAGGCCGUGUCCCGCGGCGAGAAGAUCGAAGCAGAGUGGAACCAGCUGGUUGAGGGGUACUCCCGCGAACAUCCCAAGCUGGCUGCCGAGUUCAAGAAGCGCAUUGCCGGAGAAUGGGUGGAUGACUGGCGCAAGUUCAUUCCUGCCAAAGAGGACUUCCCUACUACUCCUACACCUUCGCGCAAGUCGGCUGGUUUGGUCUGUAACCCCAUUGCUGCUGGGCUGAACAACCUGAUGGUCGGCACUGCGGACUUGUCGCCUUCCGUUAACAUGAUCUGGAAAGGCAAGGUUGACUUUCAGAACCCUGGCCUGAAAACCGCCUGCGGAAUCAACGGUGACUACACCGGUCGUUACAUCCACUACGGUAUCCGCGAGCACGCCAUGGCUUCCAUCUCCAACGGCCUGGCUGCCUUCAGCAAGGGAACUAUUUUGCCCGUCACUUCCAGCUUCUUCAUGUUCUAUAUCUACGCCGCCCCUGGUGUGCGCAUGGGUGCUCUUCAGCGCCUCCAGCAGAUUCACAUUGCGACGCACGACUCGAUCGGAACCGGUGAAGACGGCCCCACCCACCAGCCCAUCGCCCUACCCGCCCUCUACCGCGCGAUGCCGAAUCUGCUCUACAUCCGACCGUGCGAUAGCGAGGAGACGGCCGGCGCCUUCAUCCUGGCCAUGGAGGCCAAGGACACGCCGACGAUCAUCUCUCUUUCCCGCCAGAACCUCGAACAAUACCCUCAACAUACCUCGCGCGACGGCGUGCAGAGGGGCGCCUAUGUGUUCCAGGAGGCCGCGGACGCCGACGUCACGCUCAUUGGCGUCGGCGCCGAGAUGGUAUUCGCCGUCAAGACGGCUAAGCUGCUCGCUGAUAAGCACGGUGUCAAGGCGCGCAUCAUCAGCUUCCCGUGCCAGCGUAUCUUUGACCAGCAGCCGAUAGAGUACAAGAGGGAGGUCUUGCAGUACCGCUCCAAGGCGCCCCGCGUGGUCAUCGAGGCCUAUGCAGUUAACGGGUGGGAGCGCUACGCCGAUGCCGGCUUCUCGAUGAGCACCUUCGGCCACUCGUUGCCCGGCCGCGACGCGUACAAGUACUUUGGCUUUGACGAGGCCGUCAUCGCGCCCGAGGUCGCUAAGCUCGUUGAGGAGGUCAGGGCGAACGGUAUCGACAGCCUAAGAGGGGAAUUCCGCGACCUCAACCCUAUCCACCAUUGA